CUUAAGACAUUCAACACACACCAGUUGCAAGCUGACAGGCCGUGUUGUAACCUCAAUGUUACACACCUGCCUGACGUACUACCUUGCAUAGAAACUGUGUCGUUGUGACCUGAUAAUGGAUGUUGAUUCACUGGGGCUUAUCAGCCAGUAUGGCCUGAAUAGAGCGUCCUGUUACACAUACCCGGCCGAUGUCCGGACUCCCGCAAACUAGGUCGUACAGUGAUUUCGACAUAAAGUACGGUAUUCCUCUACCUGUACACAAACGUUGCUAUGUGACCUUAAAACAAGGAAAUCUAGCGGUCGGGGACGAACGCAGGCAGUAAUGGACGUACGUGUUUUCAGUGGAGUGUGUGUUAUACUGUUGGGAGCAUUAUUCCCCUGUUCAGGUGCGUGUAACGUUACGCUGUUCGCUCAAAGGGAACCGCUGAAUUUCACAUCUCCAAACUAUCCACGCAACUACAGGAACAAUGACUAUUGUUAUUGGACUAUCUACCCACAUACAAGCGGCUACACCGUUGUACUCGACAUGGUUUACUCAAACAUCGCAACCUCGACCUUUACAUGCCAGGACAGUCUCACACUGAACAUGAAAAACAACGCUAACGGAAGGACUGACAGCACCCGCAAGAUUUGUGGCAAAACGAGAAGGAAUGUGGCAGCCCCUCAAGGUCAAUACUUUUACGUUGUUUUCGUGACUGAUAACAGCAUCACUGAAAGCGGUUUUCUGAUUAGAUACUACGAAACCCGAGAAAAAUCCGGCUGUGACAGGCGACUGGAGGCGACGACAGCCAGCAAAACGUUUACCAGUCCCGGAUAUCCCAAUGCAUACUUCCCGAGACAGACAUGUGAUUGGACUAUUACGACAGAACAACAAAAUCAGAUUGUUUUCUUGGAAACCAUUGACGCAUUAUUCCAGAAUCCCUCAGCAACAGGGAUAUGUUACGGCGAUUACGUCAAUGUAUAUAACGGACAAACCAGUUCGGACCUGCUCGGCACGUUCUGUGGGACAGAUAAACCCGUUUUUCUCAGCAGUGCUACAUCAAUGCGUGUUCGCUUCCACUCGGAUGGCGCGAACAACUACAAGGGAUUUCAGAUGAGAUACACUGCAAUUCCUGCAACAAUGUGCAACGCUACACUGACGGCAGCGCCGUAUCCGUUGAAGAUUGUCUCCCCUGCCAAAAGAGAAAACUGUGUGUGGAUUAUUCAGUCAUCUCCAUCACAAAGACAAGUGAGCAUUACGAUUCUUGCGUCGGACGCGGAUGAGUCAGCUCAUGGGUCGUGUUCAGACGACAACGGAGCAUUGCUCGUAUACAACGGGAGAAGCACCCGACAGACCGCCUUCCUGGGGAGAUGGUGUGAAUCUGGUCCUGAACGGCAGUACAGCAGUACGGUCAAUUCUCUCACAGUCAUCGGGCACUCAGGAGGCCAGAGGGAUGUGACGAUAUCGUACCAAGAAAUACAUUCGGUAUGCGGAAGUCCAACCCUCACGGCUUCCAGCGUCUAUGGCAGCUACCUUACCUCACCUGGCUACCCUGCAAAUUACCCCGAUGGCUUGAACUGCGUUUGGGUGAUUUAUGGUCCAAAUGGAACACAAAUCAAAGCUGAGGUUUUGGAUGUUGCUUUUGAAGCAUCACCUUUGUGCGAAAGGGAUUACCUUGUGUUCAGGGAAGGUACUAGUUCUAAUUCUGAGGUCAUCAAGCAAAUGUGUGUUCCUGUAACUGGAGAUAUAUUCAGCUCCGGCAAUCAAAUGUACAUCACCUUUCACUCAGACAUGAGUGUAACGCAUAAAGGGUUUCGUUUGAAGUACUCAGCAGUGAAAGCAGGGUCUGUUUGUGGAAAUAUCCGCCUCAUCGCCUCCACCUGGCGAAGGUAUUUGACGUCACCGGGCUAUCCAAUACCUUACCAUAAUGGGUUAGAAUGCCAGUGGACAGUUGUUGGGCCGAUUGGAAUGGGCAUCAAAGUUCAUAUUUUGUUUCUUGAUAUGGAAACGUCUGAAACGUGCACGAGGGACUACCUCCUGUUUAGUGACGGAGUUGCAAAUGCCACAUUGGCUAAAAUGUGCCGGUUUAGGUCUACGGAUAUCGUUAGUACAAGCAACUAUAUGGUCAUCGAUUUCCACACCGACAGCUCAGUCACAGGACGAGGAUUCAGUUUGCAGUACUUUACAGUAAAUGCAGACGCAAUUCCUAAUCGCAAUUGUGGAAAGAGAAACUUAAGUGCCGACACGUACCUGGAGAGGUAUUUGACUUCCCCUGGAUACCCGUCGCCCUAUGCAAAUAACUUAAACUGUGAAUGGACAAUAUCGGCGCCCUUUGGAAAGAGAAUAAGAGUUGCAAUUGUGACCAUUCAAAUGAUAACGACGCCAGGGUGUGUGCAUGACUAUCUUCUCCUCAGUGACGGAGCAUCGUCUAAUGCUGUUCAGUUGAAUAAACUCUGUGCUGCGACCUUAAAGUACAUCUUCAGCUCUGGUACCAGCAUGACCAUCACCUUCCACACUGACACAUCGGGUGUAUCGUCGGGAUUUAGUGUGAAGUAUAAAGCUGGAGUAUAUUCAACAACACCAAGAGGCUGCGGACAUCACAUUGACAUAACGCAUUUAGAUUUUGGACAAAUUGAAUCCCCAAAUUACCCCCUGAAUUACCCAAGGAAUGUAGACUGCACAUGGACAGUCUCCACUGAUAACAAGGGAUAUGUGAUCAGAAGUAGUGUGGUGUCUUUCAACACUGAAGAGGAUCCCUCCUGUAUAUACGACUAUGUACAAAUUUAUGACGGUCCUGAUUCAACUGCUGUUUCACUCGGCCGAUGGUGUGGUUUGAAGGGGCCGGCAAUUAAGAGUUCCGGGGCGAUGGUGUGUGUUGUGUUCCGAUCGGAUCAUUCAGGCUCCCGUUCUGGAUUUGUUUUGUCCUUCUCUGCCAGCAAACCAUCGUAUGCGGAUUCUUACAGCCCCAAUGUUGGGGGCAUAGUUGGAGGAACAUUAGGAGCGAUUGUCUUCGCACUUAUGCUUGUGUGUUGUUGUUUGUGGUGCAACAGAAAGAAAUCCUCUACCAACGCCCAGCCCCAAAGGAACAUGAUGGUAACCAUGGUAAAUCACAGCUCACAAGAUACCAUCCCCAACAGCGUUUACUCCAUCUCCCUUUCAAAUCAACCUCCAUCUGUAGCUGAACUAAUUGUGCCCACAGCACCACCAGCAUAUGAUGACGUCGUCAAGAAUGACCCCCCUCCGUACUGUGAGGUAAUGGCACAGUUAGACUUCCAGCCUGUUGUAACGUCAUACCCUAGCGAUGCAUUUGUAAAUCGAGGGGUAGAUAACCCAGCAUUCUCUAGCACGGAGGUUUAGUGUGACGGUUCUGUGUAUGAAGUGUGUAGUUUAAUGACAAGAGACACACACAUGGACAAACCUUGAAACGACGUAUUUCUCAAUACUGAAACUGUUGAUACAAAUACAAAAUAAUGUAUAACAUACUUUAUUCAUGCAUACGGGUAGUGCUUCAAGGUGAACGAUGUGUUCUGCAGACACGUUAUUUUAGAAUCUAGUCGGCAGUACUAGAAAACAAGCACAUUUGCAAUACUGCCAUGUGGUAACUUCAUGGACCAUGGGGGAUCGGCUGGUUAUCUCAAGUGCCACAGUUUAAAGUCCAUAGUUGCAUCUCUUUGGACUUGAUAUUUUCUCUGUGUCAUGCGAAACCUCACUCGUUGUUCUACAGAGUUGCGUACCAUGGACGUGCAUCAGCUGCUGAUGGUUAUUGUUUCUGUUACCUGCGAAACGUCGGGCUCUUCCGUGGACGUUUAAGUGAUUUUAUAUGUAACUGGAACGCUGUUAACUGACUCAAGGUGGGACAGAAUUCUCUGGGUGUAUGCAUUACAUUACCCCACCUCAGUUGUGGGAACCAUUAAUGUAGACUAACAAGUGGACCUGGACACUGAGAUAAGACCGAGAAGAAAUUGUCCGAGAAGAAAAUGUCAAAACCUAGAACCAACAAGAUGCAUCGUAACAAUGAUCACUUAAAUGAAAACGUACACAAGAAAGCCAACACUUCAGAAGUUGUUAUCGCUCCAAAGACUGUGAAUAAAAUAUUGAUAACAG
Haliotis rufescens (red abalone) is the source of this 4084-nucleotide messenger RNA. Its product is annotated as cubilin-like. Lineage: Eukaryota; Metazoa; Mollusca; Gastropoda; Lepetellida; Haliotidae. The transcript is spliced from 23 exons. Gene Ontology annotation, cellular component: melanosome. The record is from RefSeq and is a predicted model, not a curated record. Bases 323 to 3337 code for a protein of 1004 amino acids.